Messenger RNA from Fusarium falciforme, 1791 nucleotides. Its product is annotated as Magnesium transport protein CorA, transmembrane region. The record is from RefSeq and is a predicted model, not a curated record. Bases 1 to 1791 code for a protein of 596 amino acids. The transcript is spliced from 2 exons. Gene Ontology annotation, molecular function: metal ion transmembrane transporter activity. Gene Ontology annotation, cellular component: membrane. Gene Ontology annotation, biological process: metal ion transport; transmembrane transport. NCBI's taxonomy places the organism in Eukaryota, Fungi, Ascomycota, Sordariomycetes, Hypocreales, Nectriaceae.
AUGUCAGAACAAGUCGGCGAAAACUACGCAAGACAGAGCCACGAUGAAAAUGCCCAAUCCUCCAAAGUCUCCCAACAACCCAAUACUCCAUUUCCCGAGGCGGAUAGUGAGGGACCCCUGGAGGAUUUCUCGUACCUAGAUUAUGUUAGUGUUAUCCCGGACUUUGCCUGGUUUGCCCAAUGGCUGGGGCAUGAGCCUGGACCCGCCAGCGUAUGGGAGGAAAUUCUUGGGUAUCCCACGCGAGUCGCCAUUGUGGACAGGAUUAACGAUCAAAUGAACUUUCAUCUGGAUAUUGAUGCCGAUAAUCUCUCCGAGGCUUUGGAGGGGCGAAAGCCUACUGUUUCAACCCGAAUUAUCGUCCUCACUUACGAGCAUCCUUGGAACUUUGACCGCAAGUUUGUUGAGAGCAUUGGAAAAUGGUUUCGAAUCAACCCCCGGUUCUUCUACGGAAACUUUGUUCACGGUGAUCGAAUCCACACCAUAACUCCUCCGACGUUCAAGCGACAAUUUACAACACCAUGGGUUGAUACUUUGCCCUCGCAGAACAUAUCCUUCGAAUUAAGACAAUCUCGACAUCAUGAAAGAAAUUGCAACACCUUUUCGGCCAUGGUUCUCAACCCGAGCAACUCUAAUUGCCCAGAAGAUAAGAAGACAGUUUUGGUCCUGAUUCGCGACGGCCUCGAACCAUUCCCCCCACGCCCCAACCGGCGACUUACACAAAACCGCUGGCCGGACGUCCAAAUGCCGCUCCCGUCUGAGCUAAGGGAACUAUACCCAACGGUGAGCCUCCAAGACGACACCCUGUCGUCUCGAUAUUUGUCUCGCGUAAGGACUAUGGAUCUCAAAUCGGCAAGAAGUGCAGACGCAAACCCAAUCGAAUAUGCCAUUCCUUUUGGCCAUAUCCUGGCCGAAGAGUUUGGCAAAGAACUUGACUCUUGGUUCACUCGUUACGCUAAUGAGAGAUAUUAUGGGAGGAGUACGUACAUUAUGGCCGACUCUGUAGAUUCGAUGAUUUUAAGUCUACAGAGCUGGCUAGAUGAGAUCGCAUUUGCCAAACAGAACGUGUUACGGCUCAAAUCAACCGCUGCUGUCGACGGAUUGGCCGAUGACAUCAAGUACUUGGAGGAGAGGGGCAAGUCGUUGCUCAACGAUUUACGAGACACUCUUGACCAGCACGUUGGUCUCCUCUCAAUCAAAGCGAGCGAGAAGGCCAUAUCUGAGUCUCACCGAGUCAACCGGCUCACCUAUGCGGCGUUCAUCUUCAUCCCUCUCAGUCUGAUCACCUCGGUCUUCGGCAUGAACGUUUCGGCACUCGGUUCUGGACCAGCUCCAAUUUGGCUACCCUUCGUCAUCUCCGCCCUAACCCUCGUCAUUUCUGUCACUUAUAUGUGGUGGGCCUCGAAAACCUCUGCGUCAAGGGCAGAAUGGAAGUACCAUGCGCUAAGCACCCUGUGGCGAGUUAUCGAGCUCUCCUUUUGUUUCUUCCUACGCUCACCAGUCGAAAUCUACACGAGAGUUGGCCUCUGGGUUUUGGGUUUGGUAAGGCACGCGGGGAUGUCGUGCCAAUGGCCGCAAAACAGGCUCGACAGCCUCGAGGAAAGUAUGGGAGGUCUGAUACACAUGCGAGUGAGCGUCAAGUCGAAAGUCGACUCUUGGUUUCGUAGCAUUCAGCUUCUAGUGCCUUUCCUUCGUCCGAAACCUACGAGGAGGCGUAGUGUCCAAACGACAUCUGACGAUGAAGGUCCGAGCUUGGUACAAAGGUGGAGACAUAAUAUAGAUAUGCAGUCAUAG